AUUCAUUCAACUACAGCACAAGUUCUAAUAGAUAUAAUUACUAUUUCUCAAUCGAGUAAUCCCGAACAAGGUGGCGUUGGGCCAAAUGCAUUAAGUAGAGAACUUAUCAGUGAAAAAACUGUGGCUCGACUUGUAAAUUAUAUGCUUGACUUGGAGGCUCCAAAUUCAACAUCUACUUUGACUAAUGGAGUGAACAUACUUAUGCAAAUAAUUCAAAAAAACAAUUGUGAUUUUAAUGAGGAAUCAACCCCUACGUUGUCUCCGCAUCAACCACACCCUAUUGUUGAUUUAAGCGAUAUGUUACGAGUAUUGGCUAACCGGAUAGGAGACUUCAAAUCAUUGCUUGAAAAUCCAAAAUCAGUGUCAGGACAAAUAGAUACAACGAUAGGUAAAAUGGUACCUCUUGGAUUUGAAAGAUUUAAAAUUUGUGAACUUUUUGCAGAAUUAUUGCAUUGUUCCAAUAUGAGUUUGUUAAAUAUUGUUCGGCAUGAAGUACCUAUUAACGGGUUUUAUGGAUUGGAGGAUGUUGAGGGUUAUCAAACAAACGAGAUCGGAGGAAUAUUUCAAAUGCAAGAAAAAGACAAUAGUCAGACAGUUCAAACAAGUCGUAUUGGAGAAGACUUUCAAAUCCAAGAAAAAGAUUAUAAUCAGACAACUCAAACAAAUGAAAUUGGGGAAGUUCUUAAAAUCCAAGAGAAAGAUUCUA
Racocetra persica is the source of this 706-nucleotide messenger RNA. NCBI's taxonomy places the organism in Eukaryota, Fungi, Glomeromycota, Glomeromycetes, Diversisporales, Gigasporaceae. The record is from the annotation of a GenBank genome assembly.